Ixodes scapularis (black-legged tick) is the source of this 1341-nucleotide messenger RNA. RefSeq lists its product as uncharacterized. The record is from RefSeq and is a predicted model, not a curated record. Lineage: Eukaryota; Metazoa; Arthropoda; Arachnida; Ixodida; Ixodidae. Gene Ontology annotation, biological process: positive regulation of cytoplasmic translation. The transcript has a single exon. Gene Ontology annotation, cellular component: cytoplasm. Bases 1 to 1341 code for a protein of 446 amino acids. Gene Ontology annotation, molecular function: zinc ion binding; translation regulator activity; single-stranded RNA binding.
AUGAACCAGGAAGCGUCGGGAGCGUCUCCGAGCCAGGCGGGUUCGCCUGAAGUUGCUCACUCCAUGGGGGACGGGUUUUCUUUGCAUGAGCUCUUGGGAAUGAUUCGAGAAAAGGAUCGUUUGUUAACGGACCUCUUGGGACGACUUGCCCUUCCGGCGCAGUCAGGCGCAGCGGACGUGAGCGGCGUGGCGACGUUCCAGGUGAUGCCUGACCUCUGUAAGAACAUAUCCAAUUUCGACGGAGGCGAGGACGCAGCAGCAGCGCGAGACUGGAUUGAGAACCUAAAGAGGACGGCGACUCUUCAUAAGUGGCCGACACCUUUUCUCCUGGAAACGGCAAAAUCACAUCUCACAGGAGCUGCCAAAGACUGGUUACGCUCACGCCAUGCAGAAAUUGCGUCGUGGGAAGAUCUAGAGUACCAGUUUCGACGAACAUUCGUUCGCCAGACCCGAGCAGCGGAACGCUGGAGGAGAAUGCAAGACCGCGUCCAACAGCGAAACGAGAGCACGAUUUCCUACUUCCAUUCGAAGAUUCGUCUUUGUGGAGAGGCAAACCUCGACUUCUGCGAUACUCGCGAGCAAGUACUCACCGGCUUGCGUUCGCGACAACUGUGCACCAUGUUAAUGGGGAGAACACACGAGGACGGUGAUGACCUCCUACACGACAUACAGGAAUUCGAAAGGAUCGAUAGGGAGCGACAAGAGCGCUUCGGUGGACAGCGUGAAAAAGGGGCUGCUACCGACACACCGCGAAACAGAGACCCGGGUAUGACGUCUGUCAAGAAAACCGUUGACGAGAGAGACAACAAGGAUAAGAGAUCACCAAUACACAACGAAAAGGGUGAGCGUAAGUGCUACAACUGCUCACGGUUCGGUCACAUUGCGCGUGACUGUCCAGAGCCAAAGCGCCCACUAAAGUGCCUGAGCUGUGGAAAAACCGGGCACACUCAGCGUCACUGCAUCGAAAGAGCUCCAAGGAGUGAGACCAACGCCGUAAGCAACUCAAAAGAGAGGAGUUUCUCUGAAGUGCUCCUUAAGCAAGUCACAUGGAAUGGCGACAAAAAGCUCAUUGGAAUGAUUGACACCGGAAGUUCCGGAUGCCUCUUGCGCGCGUCUGCGGCGGCGCGUUGCGGUGCUGAGCUGAUGAGAGACGCAACACCUCUUUAUGGAUUCGGUAACCAGGACGUCCCAGCAGUAAGGACAAUUGGUAAAUGCAAAGCAGACUUGGAUAUUGACGGUGUUACCGGGAAGGAUAUCACAAUUUUUGUUGUACCAGACGAGGCCCAGUCGGUCGACCUGCUCGUUGGUCGAACUUUCACCGAGCUCCCGUACGUGACCUAG